CCCUUCACAAUUUUGCAAUGACAAAAUAUCUGGUUCAUACUUUGAGCACCUAUCACACAAAAUUCCCAAAAGAUAGAUGAUGAUGCUCUCAAGCCGCCUUUCAAUUUCCGGCAUUACAACUCAACCCGAUUCAACACCCGCCCCUAAAAUUCCAUCCCCCAAACCCGACCCGAAGUCUCCCAGGCUAAAGCCCAGUCCACAGCUAAACCGCUGGUCACGAGCCCGGUCUAUCCGAUCAGGUCGAAAACUAGACCGCCCAAUGCAGCGCGCACCGGCUUUGCAACUAGAGUCAUUAGACAGAGAAGUGGUCGAUGAUGAGAUGGACGGCUGUGAUGUGAGCGAUGAUGGCGCGAAGUCUAUAUAUAUGGUGUCUGAUGGUACCGGGUGGACAGCGGAACAUACGAUCACGGCUGCUUUGGGUCAGUUUGACUAUUGCCUAGUUGACCGUGGAUGUCCUGUUAGUACACAUUUGUUCUCCGGGAUUGAUGAUGUCGAUCGAUUAAUGGAAAUUAUACAACAAGCAGCUAAAGUAGGUGCAAUGGUUGUCUACACUCUAGCUGACAGUUCUAUGGCUGAAUCUGCUAGACAAGCCUGCAAGCUAUGGGAAGUGCCAUGCACUGAUAUUCUGAGCCCAAUUACAGAAGCAGUUGCAACCCAUCUUGGUGUCUCACCAUCUGGUCUUCCUCGUGGAGCUCCGGGUAGGAACUCUGCUUUGAGUGAAGAUUACUUCAAAAGAAUUGAAGCUAUUGAAUUUACCAUAAAGCAAGAUGAUGGAGCCUUACCUCAGAACCUGCACAAGGCCGACAUUGUUCUUACAGGUGUUUCUCGCACUGGGAAAACUCCCCUAUCAAUUUAUCUUGCGCAAAAAGGAUACAAAGUGGCGAAUGUGCCACUUGUAAUGGGUAUAAAGGCUCCGAAGACUCUCUUUGAAAUUGAUCCAGAGAAAGUUUUUGGGUUGACAAUCAAUCCUCUUGUCCUUCAAACAAUAAGAUGGGCAAGAGCAAAGACUCUAGGCUUCCACCGAGAAGCAAAGAGUAACUAUUCAGAGAUGGAUCAUAUCAGGAAGGAGCUGGAAUAUGCUAGCACACUUUUUGCGCAAAAUCCAGUCUGGCCUGUUAUUGAAGUAACUGGAAAAGCUAUUGAAGAAACCGCAGCAGUUAUAUUGCGACUCUACCAAGACCGGAAAAACAAAUGCUCAAUGCCAAGAAUCUCAAAACGCUACUAGAGAUUCCAAGUCAUUAUGCUUUAAUCAUCACACCUUGUGAGUCCCGGAACUAGUCAGUAUAUUUCUCAUGAUGUUAGACAAGGUUGUUGUGCCAUUGUUAGUACAAGUACCUCAGGUAAAUAUGACUAUUUCAAUAUUAUAUGAUGCAUAUAUACAUACCAUAUUGAAUAAAUCUCUGCAUUAUUUUGUUGAUAAAAAAAACAUCAUUUUUUGCUACACUUCCAAAAUCGCUCAUAGUAUUACCUUAAAACCCUAUGAUUAUUGCAUCAUCAAAAGUCAUAGUAUUACUUUAGAAGCCCUAUGAAUAUUUGCAUCAUUGACAAAAACAAAUUUAAACAUUCUUCCCGUGUCCCUUGCAAAUUAAAGUAAUAUUCUUCAGCACUUGAAUUUCAGAUGUCAACAAAAGAAUAAAAAAGUCCUUCAAGGCCUUGCUACUUGAUUCUCAUCAUUUGCUCACGAGAGAGUAAUAUUUUAACUUAAUCCUGUUAUUCUAUACAAAUUCUCUGACUGGAAGAUACUGAAUGAAGGAAUAGGGGCUGGAAGAAAAUUGAAUCCAAGAGUAGUAGAUUGGUCUAGGAGAGUGGAUUUAUUACUGCUGUAGACUGUAGCCAAGUUUUAUUAAUUUUUAAGUAAAUGUACAAGUACGUCAGGUGAAUAUGACUAUAUUAGUAUAAUAUGAUGUGUAUAUAUUUCAUGUUGAAUUAAUGGUUUGCUCUGCAUUAUUUGUAAAUAAAAAAGCAUUAUUUUUUGUUACGCUUCCAACAUUGCUCAUAGUAUUACUUUAAAAGCCCUGCGGUUAUUUGCAUCAUCGACAAUCAUAGUAUAACUUAAAAAAGCCCUGUGAAUAUUUGCAUCAUUUGCCAAACAAAUUGACAGAUUCUUUCAGUGUCUCUUGCAUUUUAAUGUAAUAUUCUUGAGCACUUAUAUAUUGGAUGUCAACAAAAGAAUAAAGAGUCCUUCAAAGCCUUGCUACUAUAUUCUCAUCGUUUGCUCUGACGGGAAUAUUAUAACUCAAUCCUGUUAUUCAUUCAAACUCCCUGACUGGAGGAUAUUGGAUAUUGAAUGAAUGGAUAGGGCUGGAAAAAAAUGGAAUCCGAAAGUAAAUAAUUGGUAGAGCUAGAAGGAGGGAUUGUUAAUUGUUGUGGAAUUGUAGCUAAGUUUUAAUAAAUUGAAUGAAAAUAAAUCGUGUCUAGUGUGAUAGUCAAGUGUCAUGGAUUCAAAGCUAGGUCAUAAGUUUAAACACAAGAUAGAGACGUUUUAUGGAGAUUAAGAGCAAGUCCAGCAUAAUUAUCUGUUUCGUGCUUAUCAUUCCUUAACUUAAUAACCACCAUUUUCGACUGAGUGUGUACACACAACAUAUAAAUAAAUUCUAGGGUUUAUAAUUGGAGAAUAGAACGGGACAUGCCCAUACUUUUCCCUUUUCCCUAAUAUCCUCUUUAUCCACUCAUACUUAUAUUAAUGCAAUCCAGAAGUAGAUUUCUGAAUCAAGGUUCUUGCAAAAGAAAUACAGUGAAGGAACUUAGUUUAUGUGACGAUUUGAUCUUGCACAAACAAGUUGAGGUUAGGUUUAAUGUCAUUCAUAUAAAUAAGAUCAAAUCUAUAAAUUUAGGUGCAAGUAUUACAACAUUACAUGAAGCUAGCUUGAUGACAGUGGAUUAACUUAUGCUGUAUUUUGAAUCUGCAGGCUAAUAUCAUUAUUAUAUAUGUGAUUUUCUGUCUUUAUAUCGGGUCAGCAUACGUUCUGCUUCUAGAUGGUAUAAAUGUUGAUCCUAAUCAGAACAAUAUCUGUACUUCUUGGAGAUUUUCUUGCCUACCAAAAGAAACAAUAAAACAUCCUAAUGAUCAGAUUGGGUAUCUAUUUGAUCUUUUUAAGUGACCCUCACUGUAAAGACAGUUGUCUAGUUGAGUUUUUAAUUGGUCCCUGAGAUUGAUAUACCUGCUUUAUUGUUUUAAAGGUGAAGCAAACUGUAUCCAAAUUAUAUCGCAGUGAUCUUGUUGAUAUUAUGCAAGCUCGAGAUGAUAGUUAUGUAGCUAGUAAACAAAUUACAUGAGAUGAUGAGGUUUCAAUGAUCAUAAACAUGAUUAAAAGCUAAUCAAAAUUAACAAUUUGCGAGACAGGCUUUUGAGAGGAAUCACACAUGUUCUCUGUCAUUUCUUGUACAUCUAGAUCUUUGAUGUUCCUCUACUUUUACGUGUCAAGUUUCACAUGGAAACCACAUAAAUAAAGUGCUGAUUGGGUUGGACUGGAACAACGGCUGGAAGGAACCAAAGUUAUGAAGCACUUCGAAAGGAGUAGACUUACUUGGUCAAAUAAAGAGGAAAACAGAAAGGAAAAGGGAGUAGACUCAAACCAAAGUUGUUUCUGGUCUUUCUUGUAUAUGUACAGAAUUACGGAAAGUAAGCACAAAAUGUGUUUUUAAUCUUUUUGCAAUAAUCACCUAUGUAGAUUUCUACCUCUGUGCUGUUGUCCUGUUUACAAACUAUAUGUAAUGGCAACAUCCUAUAUGUUUUGCUUGUUUCUUUGAACUGCCACCUGCUUUUCUUCCUCGAUAUUUUUGUACACAACUAUUCCUGAGAGAAGCCGCAGCAGCCAGAUAUGCAACUGUAAUGUAUUCUCCUCUUUCUCAGCUUCAAGGUGAAUUGUAGUUUGUAUAUUGCUUUAUAACUGUAGUUAUUCCUGGGGUUUUGGUCACUGCUACUGCUCCAUGGUGUUGGCAUCGCCACCAACAUUCUUCAUUGAUAAUGUGAGGUAAAUCAGUAAUAUUGUUCCCAUGCUUGACCUGUGGCACGCGUUUAAACAAUUAUAAUAACUCCAAUGACCUGUCUUUUUGUUUCUUUCAGGUACAUUAUAUAUGUUCUGUCAUAAGAUUUUGCACGGGGAAUCUGUAUGCAGAGCCGGUGAUAAGCUUUACCACUAAG
Messenger RNA from Daucus carota subsp. sativus, 4144 nucleotides. Its product is annotated as probable pyruvate, phosphate dikinase regulatory protein, chloroplastic. Bases 77 to 1225 code for a protein of 382 amino acids. The record is from RefSeq and is a predicted model, not a curated record. Gene Ontology annotation, molecular function: ATP binding; transferase activity, transferring phosphorus-containing groups. The transcript has 3 exons. Lineage: Eukaryota; Viridiplantae; Streptophyta; Magnoliopsida; Apiales; Apiaceae.